GCCGUUUGCUUCGAUCCGUAUGCGAAAAACAAAACGACCGGAGCGUUCAUCCUGAUCGACUACAUGUCGAACCGUACCGUCGGUGCAGGGAUGAUCAUCGAUCGCGAUGCAAGUGACGCCGAUGAGUUGUGGGACGUCGAAGGAGACGAAACUCUCCAAAGCUCGAAGGGAAAUGUUUCCUCAGAUGAGCGAGCCGCUCGAUUCGGUCAAAAGCCGGCCACCGUCCUUUUGACCGGUUUGACUGGGGCUGGCAAAACCACGAUUGCUUACGCUUUAGAGCGCCGCCUGUUUGACGAAGGAAAGACCAGCGUCGUCUUGGACGGUCAAAACCUCCGUCGAGGUAUCAGCAAGGAUCUCGGCUAUACGGCCGAACAGCGUGGCGAAAACCUGCGUCGUGGAAGCGAAAUCGCGCGAAUGCUCAACGAGUCUGGCAUGCUUUGUAUCGCUGCCUUCCUGGCACCCAACAGUGAAGUUCGGCAGAAGGCGAGCGAAGUUGUCGGAACCGAUCGUUUCCUGACGGUUCACCUAUCCGCUCCGAUUGAAGUUUGUCGGGAGCGAGAAGAUGGCGGAAUGUACGCCAAAGCGGAUAGCGGCGAGAUCGCCAACUUCCCCGGCGUCAGCUACGACUACGAAGUGCCAGAAAACGCAGACCUCGUUCUUCCAACACACGAACUUAACGUGGAAGAAUGCGUUGAUAAGAUCUAUCAGUUGCUCCAAGAUCGCGGCAUCAUUGACUAA
Symbiodinium sp. CCMP2456 is the source of this 738-nucleotide messenger RNA. Lineage: Eukaryota; Dinophyceae; Suessiales; Symbiodiniaceae. The record is from the annotation of a GenBank genome assembly.